Molecule: messenger RNA, 1913 nt
Organism: Pieris brassicae (large cabbage white)
Lineage: Eukaryota; Metazoa; Arthropoda; Insecta; Lepidoptera; Pieridae
Exons: 11
Coding region: 270-1532 (420 amino acids)
Biological process (GO): signal transduction
Cellular component (GO): cytoplasm
Source: RefSeq, a predicted model, not a curated record
AAAAUUUAGGGUUAUCAGGGGGGAGGGCAAACGUUUUAACUUACUAAAUGUAAACAUUUAUUAAUUAUGUAAACUAAAAUUUUAUAAACACUGAUAGUUGGCACGAUACAGUGAUUGCGCGACGCUUGCUGAUAGACAAGAUAUAUUUCAGUUUAAAUACACUUUUUUUUGAAACGAUUUCGCCUGAGUAUUCAACUCUAAAUUAAAUUAAAAAAAAAACAACUGAAGAGGAGAACAAGAAAAACCUCAAAUAUAAUAGCGUCACCAAAAUGUUUCGACCGACUCUGUUCCGCGGUCUAAGUGCGGAAUCGGCUGAUUCCACGGCCUACCAUCUCGACAGGAGCCGACGGGCCUCCCUCAGCGCCGAACAGCGGAGGAAGCUGAGCAUGCUUCGAACAUCCAGCAUCCCCACACCGCUGAGCCCGGUGAGCCACAUUUACCAUAUGGUACACUGCCCAAGAAAAUGCUGUAAUCAGAAAUAUGUUGUCAGUACGGAUCGGAGCGGAGAUAUUCAUGUUCACGUUCAGGGAAUUAUUCCAGCUCAUAGUCCAGGUGACUUGAGCCAGCAAGAUAAAAGAUGUGUUUUCCUCACAGUUCAUGACCUUGGGACGAAUCAUACAUCAAUGGUUGACUUCGUGAAUUGUCCAGCUAUGACUGAAAUAAAGGAGCGAUCGUGUUUUAUUCACGUUGAUGUUCCGGGGCAUGAAGAAAACUCACCAGACCUACCUGAAUCGUACCCGUUCCCGUCACUGCAGACAUUAGGCGAGGACAUGGUCACGGUUCUGGACUUCCUUCAAGUGCGUUAUGCCGUCGGCCUUGGUGAAGGUGCAGGGGCCAAUAUCCUGGCUCGCUGUGGUCAAGCUCAUCCUAGACGGCUUCUAGGUCUGAUUCUGGUCAACUGCACGGGCUCAACGUCCUCUGUGGCUGACGCGUUCCGUUCGCGGUUCUCACGCUGGCGCGGCACCGACAUAUCUCAGUCUGAGGAAGAUUUCCUCAUCUAUCAUAAGUUCGGACACGUGAGUUAUAUCCCACCAGAGAUCCCUCAUUAUCGCUAUCAGCAAAUUUCAAGCGAUGCCUGUGAGGCGGCCGAAAGGGAGAGAAUGCUUGCAGAAUAUAGAUCUCGAUUGCGAGGGAAUCUCAAUACACACAACAUCAAGCAGUAUGUGCGAGCCUUUAUACACCGCAAAGACCUGAUACUUCGAGGUUGUAGACCUGACAUCCUCCUCAUAACCGGUAUGCUGAGUCCAUACAUGAGCGUUGUGGAAAAAAUGUACAAGGAAUUGGACAAAGAUAAAGUGACGAUUCUGAAGAUCGAGAAAGUUGGUGAUGUUCUCGCUGAAGCUCCAGCCAAGGUUGCGCAGUCCCUGCUCCUCUUCUGUCAAGGCCAGGGACUACUGACAUCCCUGCCCCCACCUGGAGUAGAACGGCGGAUGUCUCGCGCCAUGUCUAUGGAGGAGUAUGAUAAGCCAAACAUUAGGCGCUUGUCGCUCACACCGAAUAUGUCAGAGUCUCCACCGCCACGCAAAGUGUAAGAUUACUAUACGAGAGAUGGGAUAGCUUGGGUUUGGCAAAGUUUAGAAAAAACGUAAAAAAAUUCACGUUUCUAUGAAAAUUCUUAGGUUCGAACACUAAGUCGAUUUUUCAUACAAAUUUGAGAAAUCAUAACGUUAUGUUUAUGUACGUUUUGUUAAAUAUAUGGAGCUACAGAGGGUGAACUACGACAAUUUUGAAUGUUCCUAUAGUUUCCAUACAAUACGUUUAGUUUGCUAUUAAAUUGGAACGAUGUGCUUCCAUUUACAGCUAGCACACAAUAGGCUUUCAGCUCGCGCUUCAAUGAGUCUACGAAAGCUAUUCUGAGCCAAGGCCGUUCUAGUAGCUGUAAAUCAUUGUGUCCGUAAAAAAAUCGAAUGUUU